Messenger RNA from Neltuma alba, 1179 nucleotides. Its product is annotated as polygalacturonase-like. The record is from RefSeq and is a predicted model, not a curated record. NCBI's taxonomy places the organism in Eukaryota, Viridiplantae, Streptophyta, Magnoliopsida, Fabales, Fabaceae. Gene Ontology annotation, biological process: carbohydrate metabolic process. Bases 1 to 1179 code for a protein of 392 amino acids. Gene Ontology annotation, molecular function: polygalacturonase activity. The transcript is spliced from 4 exons.
AUGGAUGCGAAUUUCAGUAUUAUUUAUAUUUAUGCCUUAUUCCUCCUACUAGCAUCUUCAAUUAUGGCUCAGCCUGUGGUUUUUGAUAUAAGAAAAUACGGUGGAGCACCUAAUGGAGAUCUGACUUCAAGCUUAGCGAGAGCUUGGAAGACAGCAUGUGCAUCAACAAGUGCAAGCAAAAUUUUGGUCCCAAAAAGUACAUACAGUUUGAGACAGAUAGAGCUAAAUGGUCCAUGUAAGGCUCCAAUUGAGCUUCACAUUGAAGGCAACAUUGCAGCACCAGAAAACCCAAAUCAAUUCGAUGGGGAUGCUCAAUGGAUUAGAUUUGGAUAUAUUGAUUCCCUUACCUUAUCGGGUGGUGCCACUUUUGAUGGUCGAGGUUCAAUAGCCUGGAAGCAAAAUAAUUGUCAUCAAACUUGGAAUUGCAAAAAGCUUUCCAUGAAUUUUGGUUUCAGCUUCAUGAACAAUUCGAUCAUUCAAGACAUAACAUCAAAACACAGCAAACACUUUCAUGUGAAUGUUCUAGGGUGCCGAAAUAUCACUUUCAACAAAUUCACCAUUGAAGCCCCAGCAGAAAGUCCAAAUACAGAUGGAAUUCACAUUGGAAGAUCAACGCAAGUGAAAAUACUCGACUCAAAUAUUGGAACAGGAGAUGACUGUAUCUCAUUGGGUGAUGGAAGCAGACAAGUCAGUGUUGAGAAUGUGACAUGCGGACCUGGGCAUGGCAUUAGUGUUGGAAGCUUGGGAAGAUAUGAAAACGAAGAACCUGUGGAAGGUUUGAUAGUAAAGAAUUGUACUUUCAAAAACACUGACAAUGGUGUGAGAAUUAAGACGUGGCCUGGUACUUCAAUAAAAAUCCCAGUCUCUCAAUUGCGUUUUGAGAAUCUAGUCAUGAUUAACGUCACCAAUCCUAUAAUCAUAGAUCAAGAAUAUUGUCCAUGGAAUCAAUGUUCAAAACAGACUCCAUCCAAAGUACAAAUAAGUAGAGUUUCUUUCAAGGACAUUAGAGGCACAUCAGCAACAAAGGAAGGAAUGAUUCUAAUUUGCAGUAGCGGUGUACCAUGUGAGAAGGUAAAACUCACAAAUAUUAACCUCAAAUUCAAUGGCACUCCUGUGAUUGCGACUUGUAAGAACAUCAAACCCCAAGUCUUUGGGAAUGUACCAGUUUGUACUUCUUAA